Lottia gigantea (owl limpet) is the source of this 1386-nucleotide messenger RNA. RefSeq lists its product as hypothetical. Gene Ontology annotation, biological process: molybdate ion transport. The record is from RefSeq and is a predicted model, not a curated record. Gene Ontology annotation, cellular component: membrane. Gene Ontology annotation, molecular function: molybdate ion transmembrane transporter activity. Lineage: Eukaryota; Metazoa; Mollusca; Gastropoda; Lottiidae. The transcript has a single exon. Bases 1 to 1386 code for a protein of 461 amino acids.
AUGUCAGCCAUCAAGAAAGAAGUACCAGAUCUCCUGCCUAUUGUCUACUCCAUAUUUGGUGCAUUCUCAAUACUGUGUGCAAUUCUUCAGUUCUGGGCUCACAGAAUAAGACGGGAUGAAGCUAUUGGAAACAAUCCUCAAUUUCUUAAAUUUCAGCGAGGAUACUAUAUUGUUUAUCUCAUUGCCAUGUUUGCUGACUGGCUUCAAGGACCAUAUUUGUACAAAUUAUAUAGCUAUUAUGGAUUCCAAGAAGAGCAAAUAGCAAUUUUAUAUGUCUUUGGGUUUGCCUCCACUGUUAUAUUAGGAACAUGGACUCCAAUAGCAGCUGAUCAAUUUGGUCGAAAAAAACUUUGUCUUAUUUUCACUGUGAUCUAUUCAUUAUCAUGUUUAUUAAAGUUAUCUAGAAGCUAUGGUCUAUUAAUAAUAGGAAGAGUGUUAGGUGGUGUGGCCACUUCGGUUUUAUUUUCAGCUUUUGAGGCUUGGUACGCCCAUGAACAUAUUGAAACUCAUGACUUUCCUAAAGAAUGGAUUUCAGUGACUUUUGCAAAGGCAUCAUUUUGGAAUGGAUUGUUAGCUGUUUUAGCUGGAAUGACAACCAAUGUCUUCUCAGAAUGGUUUGGUUUAGGUCCAGUUGCACCUUAUAUGAUGGCUGUACCCUUUCUUAUUUUUGUGGGAAUUAUAAUUUCUACCCAUUGGAAUGAAAAUUAUGGAGCUCAUAAAAUAAACUUUAGCAAAUCAUGUUGUGAAGGACUACGCAAUAUUUUAUCAAGUGAAAAGAUUUUUAUGAUAGGUGCUAUUGAAUCUCUGUUUGAAAGUGUCAUUUACAUUGUCAUAUUUUUAUGGACACCAAUACUGGACACUGGUCAUUCAGCUUUAGGACUUAUCUUUGCUAGUUUUAUGAUCAGUAUAUUGAUUGGUCAAGCUGUGUUUCAUAUCCUAGCGUCCAGAAGAAUACCAGUUGUGACCAUGUUGUUAAGUUCAACAGGUUUGGCCAUAUUGGCUAAUAUUAUUUGUGCUAUAGCGUGCCAUCCUGAUAAAAGAGACAUUAUCUCAUCUUAUUUAGCAUUCCUGUUAUUCCAGUUUAGUGUUGGGGUUUAUUUCCCAGCAAUGGGUUUUCUAAGGACUCAAAUAAUUCCUGAGAAUUUUCGCUAUAGUAUAAUGAACUGGUUUCGUAUUCCACUCAAUUUAAUAUCUUGUGCAGUUUUAAUGUUGCUACAUGAGGAUGUGUUCCAACAUGGUAACAGAAUGAUAUUUGUGAUCUGUGUUUUCUUGUUAUUUUUAGCUUUGCUGUCAGGAUUAAGGUUUUUAAAGUUGUCUAAAGGAGAUGAAGAAAUGAAACAAGAUAUGUAUAUGAUGGAAAGUGAAAGAAUUCAUAAUAUUUUUUAA